Molecule: messenger RNA, 954 nt
Organism: Aureobasidium musti
Lineage: Eukaryota; Fungi; Ascomycota; Dothideomycetes; Dothideales; Saccotheciaceae
Source: the annotation of a GenBank genome assembly
AUGGCCGACACGAAUGAAGGACCAGUAUUCAGACCGUCUAAACGCAGAAAGGUCUUUCGAAAGAGACGCGAUGAUGAUGAGAACUCCGAGGGCGACGCAGCGACACAGACCGGGUCAACGACGACAGCGGACCACAAGCAGCAAAGAGAUGCCGAAGCAGAAACAAGAGAUGGCGGCGCGUCCGUGAACUAUGUCAGACCACUGGGCUCAAGGAAGGGUGGUGUGGCCUUCUCAUCAACACGUACCGCCAACGACAGCGGCACCAGCAGCGUCGUAGACACGAAUGCUCCACCCACGCCACUGAAUGCCGUCGAGCAUGCUCAGGCCCGCUUCGUUGCCCCUACAGGACAUAUUGCUUCGGCAGAUGACAAGCAUAUGAUGGCUUAUGUAGACUCCAAAUUAGCUCGCUUGACUCCAUCACAUGAAGCCUCGACACAGUCAUCAACACCAACACAACCCACACCCACCUCGAGUGCAACCGCCCAGCAGAACGAGAGCCAAUCUUCGGCCUCCUACUGCCAUCUAAACCAAGUCGAUGUAAGCACAUCCGUACCAACGACAACCACAUCAUCCACAACGACCCGACCUCAAAAACCGCCUCGUAAACCACACUGGCGCAAUCGUCGCAACAGCGCAGACAUAGCUCGUGACGCAAUGGUCGACCAGAUUCUGCGCGAAUCUCAACUGAACAUCUACGAAACCUCUGCCUCUACCACACACUCAAAGCCUGCUUCCGACGACACACAAGAUGCUGACGAACGCAUGGCCGAAGAAUUCAAGAGAAACUUUUACGCUGCAGCUGAAGAGAGGGCAGUAAGAAGGACUGCUGCACCUCCUCCACCAACCUUUGGCGCCAACAAGUUGGAGAGUCUGAAGGGGCCCAAAUUGGGUGGAAGUAGGAGCCAGAGGGCUGCUAUGCAUGCAGCGGAAAAGGCGAAGACAAUGAAGAAGUAG